UUUUUUUUUUUUUUUUUUUUUGUGGCUAAGGCAAUUCAGGUUACACAGCUAGCAAGCAUUAAGCGUCUGAGGACAAAUUUGAACUCAGGUCCUCCUGACUCCAAGGUGAAUGAUCUAUCUACAGUUUCACCCUCUCUUAGUUUUUAAGAAUAAAUAAUAGGACUGAUAGGUCACACUAUUUUAAUGUAAAAUUCCAGAGUGGGAGGGGGUGGGAAACCAGAGCCACGUGUGACUGAAAUAACACCACAUCUAAAGUGAGAUUCAGGACUCUCACUUAACUAAAAUCUUCCUGGUAUUCUUUAGCUUCCACAUCUCGUGUGAGCCUUCAGGAAAGCAUGGCAUGGAAGACACUGCUUUGCCUCCUAGGGAAGGAAAAGAUUCUGAUCCCAAGUAGAAAUCCCUCUGGCAAAGUCAGCAAUCUUCCUCACGAAGUCCUGGUGAACCAGGUUCCUUCUCAAAGGUCUCAUAGAAAUCCUAAUCUAAGUCACUUUUGGAUCUUUUUUUUUUUUUAAUUUGUAAAAUCAAAUUCAGAAACACUUAUUAACGGUUUACUUUGUGCUAGAAUCUGUCAAUUCAAAGAUGAAAACCAGUUCAGUGUAUGACCUCCAAGGUCCCAAUCCUAUUGGUAGGUAUGUGACUUGUAUACCAAUUAGAAGCAGCUGCGUGGUGCAGUAGAUUAAAAGCACUGGGUCUAGAGUUAGUAAAAGCUGAGUUCAAAUUCAUUCUCAGAACUUAAUGACUGGGGGGGGGGGGUGACACUUAAUUUCCUCAGUUUAUUCAACUUUAAAAUAGGGGUGAUAAUAGUACCUACCUGGGAGGGUGGUCUUGAGAAUCAAAUGAAAUAUUAUUUGUAAAGUACUUAGACACAGUGUCUGACACAUAGUAGGUACUGUAUAAAAGGCUUGUUCUCUUCUUUCCCAAUUAUAAAUAUAAUCAAGGUAGAGUAACCGCAAAGAAGAAAUCCCGACUUGUAGGAAAAUGAAGGGAUUGGAAGAGUUAAAAUCUCUGAGGUACUUUCCGGCUCUAAUAUUCUAUGUUUCAGUGGAUAUUAAGCCCAUCCAGCCACCCCACAGAAACUUUGCUCUUUUUAAGGAACCUCUUCUUGCCACCUGUCUUGCCCCUUUGAGGGACGAUGGGAAACUAAAGAAGUUCCCGGUUCGCUAGACCAUAGGGUGUUGGGGAGAGAGUUUGGAAAUGAUGUGCUCUUUUGUAAGGGCCAGACUCGUGGUCUGAAGGGCAUUAGGACCGUGAGGAUCUCUUCCACUCUCCUUCUAUCUCUUCCCCCAACCCCCUCCACCUCUCUCCUUUUUCUGCUCUGCAGGACUGAGCAGUGAGACAAGAGCUAAAACAAACAGCUGUGACUGAGAGAGCCAGCCAAAGCUCGGAAGAAACAGAAAACCCUAUCCAUAUUGUCGCGCCCCCCCCCCCCCCCGACUAUCCACCCUCUUCUUUCCUUCCCUCCCUCCCCAACUCCUUCUACCCCCCACCCCUACUUACCCUAACCUACCAAGCCACAUCUUUAGUUUACUCCCGGCUCGCAGCACUGGGCUUUUCAACAUGAGAAGGAUCCGCGCUAAUGCCAUCGCAAUCCUGACGGUCGCCUGGAUCUUGGGCACUUUCUAUUACUUAUGGCAGGACAACAGAUCCCAUUCAGCAUCCUCCAGCCGAUCUCCUAGCAGCGGCGGAGGUGGCAGGAACGGACAGAGACCAGCUGGUAGGCUGGAACUCCACAGAGAAGACCGGACUAUCCCCCUCAUUGUCACCAAAAUCCCUACAAGAAGCUUUGAUGAGAAAGCAUACCUGGCCUCCAAGCUGUUGAAGGCUGGAGAGGAUCCCUACAGGCAACAUGCCUUCAACCAACUGGAGAGUGACAAGCUAAGCAGUGACCGCCCCAUCCGGGACACCCGCCAUUACAGAUGUACAUCUGUACACUAUGCCUCAGACCUACCGGCUACCAGCAUUGUUAUUACUUUUCAUAAUGAAGCCCGAUCUACCCUUCUGCGAACAGUGAAGAGUGUUCUGAAUCGCACUCCUGCCAACCUGAUCCAGGAGAUCAUUUUAGUGGAUGACUUUAGUUCUGAUCCUGAAGACUGCCUGCUCCUGACCAGGAUCCCCAAAAUCAAAUGUCUACGCAAUGAUCGGCGGGAAGGGUUGAUCCGUUCCCGUGUUCGAGGAGCAGAAGUGGCAAUAGCAGAUAUCCUUACCUUCCUGGACAGCCACUGUGAGGUAAACAGUGAGUGGCUUCAGCCCAUGCUUCAGAGAGUGAAAGAGGACUACACACGGGUGGUCAGCCCCAUCAUUGAUGUCAUCAGCCUGGAUAACUUUGCAUACCUGGCAGCAUCUGCUGACCUUCGGGGAGGAUUUGACUGGAGUCUUCAUUUCAAAUGGGAACAAAUUCCCAUAGAGCAGAAGAUGUCCCGAAUAGAUCCCACCCAGCCAAUUCGAACACCCGUCAUAGCUGGAGGGAUCUUUGUGAUUGACAAGGCCUGGUUUAACCACUUGGGAAAAUACGAUACUCAAAUGGACAUCUGGGGUGGGGAGAAUUUUGAGCUCUCUUUCCGGGUGUGGAUGUGUGGUGGCAGCUUAGAGAUUGUCCCCUGCAGCCGAGUGGGCCAUGUCUUCAGGAAGCGACACCCAUAUGACUUCCCUGAGGGUAAUGCCCUCACAUACAUAAAGAAUACCAAGCGCACUGCAGAGGUUUGGAUGGAUGAAUACAAACAAUAUUACUAUGAAGCCCGGCCAUCUGCCAUUGGAAAAUCCUUCGGCAGUAUAGCUGACCGAGAAGAGCAGAGGAAGAAGAUGAACUGCAAGUCUUUCCAGUGGUACCUGGAGAAUGUCUAUCCAGAGCUCAAGAUCCCUGAAAAAGAGUUGAUUCCUGGGAUCAUUAAGCAAGGAACGAAUUGCUUGGAGUCCCAGGGUCAGGAUACAGCAGGAAACAAUCUGGUUGUUGUGGGGGGCUGCAAAGGGACUUCAAAUAAUCCUCUCAUGACCCAGGAGUGGGUAUUCAGUGAUCCUGUUAUCAGGCAACAAGACAAGUGUCUCUCCAUCACAUCUUUUUCUACAGGGUCCCAAGUCACUUUGGAGGCCUGCAAUCAGAAAGAUGGUAGACAGAAAUGGAAGAUGAAAGGUACUUUUAUCCAGCACUUUGUCAGUGGCCUCUGUUUGGAGAACCAACCCCCACAGGUGGUGACUGGACUAUGCCAAGUGGAUUCACCUGCCCAACAGUGGGAACUAAUACAAGCUACAUGAUGGUAGCCCCAAGGACCUCAUCAUUCCUUUUUGCAUGAGACUUUGGGGCUGGAAUGGGGUUAGGGUGGGGGAGUGUCAAACUGGGCUGUUUUCAUCUUGUCAGUGUUUCUGUUGGGAUCAUCAACAAACAUAACCACAAUGUUAAGUGUUUUUUCAAAGCUCAUGUUGGGGGGAGGAGGGAGGCAGUGGUACAUCCACGGACUCCCUUCCCCUACCAGUUCUACCUGUACUCCUCGCCUUACUCAUGGUAAUGGAAAUGGUACAGAUUUUGGACUGUGACUCAAAGAUUGGGCAGAGUUGGGGGUGGUACUUUGCCCUUUUCUUAUUUCCCAUCCCUAUAAACAUCCCUGACCCCUGUGCCCCCAAGCCUAGUUUACCCACAAGGAGGGACAAUGGCUUGUUUGUGAACAUGUGGAUGAUGUUGUUGUGUGGGGACAGGAAGGUCUAAUUCCUUCUCUGUGGUGUAGCUGGCUCCUAAUUGGGGUCCUAGGCUACAGAAGGACAAUGGAGUAAUGGAAUGGGAGGGGUGGAAGAGAACCAUGAUAUGGGAAAGAAAUGACUAAAAAAUGGGAUAACCAUCAGAAGAGAUGGGUCAAGGGUAAAGGAUAAGGGAAAAGCCCAGAGUCUACACAGAAGAAAUCCCAGAAUCACAUGUAUGUGUAUGAAAUGUAUGAAUGUAUGAAAAUGUAUAAAAAGGCAAUGUAUGAGAAGACAGAAAAAUGGUUAAGUUGUUGAAAGGAUAAAAUAGACAAAAGAUAAAAGUACUCCCUUGUCAAUACCUUCUUGGAUCUUCUGAGUUGAGAGCUUCUAAUAGAACUUUGAUGUUUAAAUUUCUGUCAGGUUAAAAAAGACCUUUUAGUAAGAAGGCUUGGAAGGCCAGUUCAUUAAAUUGUUCUUGGUGACUCUUCCUUUAGGACUUGGACAAUUUCCUCUUGGUAUUAAUUUCUUAACCCCAAUUUCUUAUGCUGGAAUCCUCUAGAACAGUGGUCUCCAAAUUUUUUUAAUCUUGCAUCCUUAUAAGUUUCAAAAAGAAAAACAAUAACCUUUUUAAAAAAAUAAAAUGGUAGUUAUUCUAGGGGGAGGAGAGUUUCCAAUGGAAUCUAUACAGCAACUACUUUAGGUACCAAGUGAUAGUUAAAUUAUAAAUGCUCUGAGGGGCUGAUGCUAUACUAUGAUGAGUGAAGGGCAAGUGUGGUUGUGUUAGAGCUUGUCUCUAUUGGCUAUCAUGAGGAGGAUGGGAUCUGACCCACCUUCCUACCAUUGGUUGGCCAAAGUCAAGCCCUCCCCCGUCCCCAGCUCUUUUGGGAUAAUGUCAUACACACCCGGGGGUCCACACCCCACUUUGGAGACACUCUUGAAAGAAGCUGGACUCUGAAAGAAUUUAAAUGACUACUAACAUAUGCAUUCUAGCUCUCCUCCCUACCCACCACUUUCCCCCUCCUCCGAUUAUGACUUGUGCCUUAUGAAAGGUCAUAUUUCUUUAUAAGGAGGAUGUUGUCUUGGAGUAGAAGGAAUGGGGCUCCUUUGCAUGGUAUGAAUAAUAACUGUCUCUUUUCAGAAUCCCCAAGGCUACUCCAAUCCCUGCUGUUAUUGAAGGAAUGAUAGAGAAGAGCCAGUCUUGCGAGCUCUAGUUGAGAAAAGAAGCUCUCACUUCCUUCCCUCCUCUACACAUUGGCCUCCUUGUAGAGUUCCUCCUUCCCCUUUGCAGGAAGGCAUAUCCUUAGGGGAUCUCUCUGGUGGCCAAAGAUUGUGUGUCUACUUUCUAGUCUUCCAUGAUUCUCUUGGAACCAAUCUCCACAUAGCUGUCUUCUUUCUGGACUUAGGUAUUGCCCUGGUACUACAAGGGCCUGAAAAAAACAAAAAGAUAAAACAUUAGCUCUGUAUAGCUCUGGAUCUUUCUAGAUGGAAAAUACAAGUACCCUCAUGUUACUUUCUUCUUGAUAUCUAUAGCAUAUUGAGUUAUCACAUCUACUCCUGUAUCAUUCAUUUGUAUGGUAUCCAAAGGUUCUGUGAGAGCAAAUAUCUGUAAUUAUAUGAAAGAAUGUCUCAACAAGUCUUUCUUUUUCCGAACUAUCACUUUCAAGGAUAUUUCCCAACUUUAGGGGAAUGUUGUCAGUGUCCUCCCAUAUUUAUGUUACAGGAAUGUCUUCCCAGACACUCCUAGAGAGUAACUGCGUUAGCCCCAUACCUCUCAGAGAGCAGUAUGGUGUGUUUACCCAUGGACCAGUGUUAAAUGUUGCUUCAUCCAUUCUUGUCCCUCCAGGUGAAUUAACACCACCCAAUCCAGUCUAAACCAAUCCAAGUUCAUUCAACAAACAUGCAUCAUGCCCCUCCUAUGUGCUCUCAACACAAUGGACAGCCUUCAUUUGAUUUGGGCCACAGGUUUAGUAUAAAAAAUGAAUAAAGUUCUGAAGCAUUUCAGGAUAGGUUGUAGGAGUAAACAGUCCUUAGGUAGAGUUUGGAUUGAUGUGAUGAGAAAAUAAUUCUAUCCGAUGGGCUGACUCCAAGGGCCCCAAAUUUGUUCCCAUCGAACAUAUCCAAAAGCUCAGAGCCACUUUGUUUCCAUUCUUCUUGACCAAAGCAUGUGCUACUUAGCUGUCCUUGGGGAACUUGUCUCUAUGAACAUCUGGAAUAAAACCCUCUCAAAUAUAUGUGUGCACCACCUUCUCCCUAUUGCCCUGGCCAGGAGUAUCUGACAUCUUGAUUGGCAGUUAGUAGCUUCUUGCCCUUAUGUUCUUCACUGAUACCCCAAUGCCUCUGGGUGGGGUUCCCAUAGUGUUUUACAAAUGACAUUAUUAUUUGCUACAUAAUUCCUGGAAUCCAGUGGUACAGAGGAGGUUUGAGAAUAACAAUGAUGACAAUGAUAAUAAAUGAUUCCUUGCAACAACUAGAA
Antechinus flavipes (yellow-footed antechinus) is the source of this 6142-nucleotide messenger RNA. It is a transcript of the gene GALNT16, whose product is annotated as polypeptide N-acetylgalactosaminyltransferase 16. The record is from RefSeq and is a predicted model, not a curated record. NCBI's taxonomy places the organism in Eukaryota, Metazoa, Chordata, Mammalia, Dasyuromorphia, Dasyuridae. The transcript has 15 exons. Bases 1558 to 3249 code for a protein of 563 amino acids. Gene Ontology annotation, cellular component: Golgi apparatus.